This is a messenger RNA of Danio aesculapii, 1618 nucleotides long. RefSeq names its product NUAK family SNF1-like kinase 1. Gene Ontology annotation, biological process: protein phosphorylation; intracellular signal transduction; microtubule cytoskeleton organization. The coding region runs from base 115 to 1473 and encodes 452 amino acids. Gene Ontology annotation, molecular function: tau-protein kinase activity; ATP binding; protein serine/threonine kinase activity. Lineage: Eukaryota; Metazoa; Chordata; Actinopteri; Cypriniformes; Danionidae. Gene Ontology annotation, cellular component: cytoplasm. The transcript has 7 exons. The record is from RefSeq and is a predicted model, not a curated record.
UUCUUCGCCACCACUUUUGUCUAAGAAAAUAUUAAGAAAUCUGUCUUUAAUUUACCGGACACAGCAGCUAAAACCCGACUGGCAGCGGUCAGGUGAGCUUCACCUCUCCUCUCCAUGGAGCUCCAGCAGUUCAGUGCUCCUGCACACUCGGCGGAGGACCAGACCUCAUCACGGGUGAAGAAACAUCUCCACAAACACAGCCUCAAGCGCCGGUUUGAAGUGCUGGAGACGCUGGGCAGGGGCACCUACGGCAAAGUCAAGCGCGCGGUGGAGAGACAGUAUGGAAAGACGGUGGCUAUUAAAUCCAUUAGAAAGGAGAGACUGAGGAAUGAUCUGGACAGAGCUCACAUCCAGAGAGAAAUUGAAAUCACCUCUUCUCUGGUGCAUCCAAAUAUCAUCCGUCUGUAUGAGGUGUUCGAGAGCAGAGAGAGGAUAGUGAUGGUGAUGGAGUAUGCGAGCGGAGGAGAGCUGUAUGAACACAUUCAGGACAAACAGAGACUUUCGGAGGACGAGGCCAGACACUUCUUCAGACAGAUCACCUCUGCUGUGCAUUACUGCCAUCAGAAUGGUGUGGUUCAUCGGGACCUCAAACUGGAGAAUAUACUUCUGGACAAAGACUUAAAUGUGAAGUUAGCUGACUUCGGCUUGUCCAACCGCUACAUGAGAGGCCAGUGUCUGGACACUUUCUGUGGAAGUCCACUGUAUGCAUCACCAGAGAUCAUCAAUGGACUACCAUACCACGGCCCUGAGGUGGACUGCUGGUCUCUUGGUGUGCUGUUAUAUGCUCUGGUUUACGGCUCAAUGCCAUUUGAUGGUACAAGUUACAGCAUCCUUAAAGAGCAGAUCCGCCAUGGACAAUACAAGACCCCAAAUAUCCUAUCAGGAGCUUGUUCAUUGAUCGAAUGGAUGCUCACAGUGAAAGUGGAAAACCGAGCCACUGUUGAAAACAUCGCCAACCACUGGUGGCUGAACCUAAACUGUCCCAGACUCCCAGAUACAGCAUUCUCAAGAUUCACAGAAAGUAAACCCUGCGCCUCGACAUUAACCAGGAAGAAACCAAAGGACAGGGCAUUCACCACAAACAGCAACUCUGUUCUUCUGUCAGCCAUUGAAUCGUCUACCCACAACCAACCCAUGAAACAUCCAAAGAAGGGCAUCCUAAAGAAGUGCUACACUCAGGUUGAGUAUGCAGACAGGUCUGGGUUUACUGGGACUAGUGAAGACAUGGACAGAAUGGGCACAGAUAACAGUAGGAGGAGAAGGGGUAUACUUAAGUGUAACGGAAAGUUCUCUGGUGUUUCUCCAAACACAUUGGCUUCUACAUGGUCGUAUGGUUUCAGCAAACCUAACUAUGACUGUGAUGGAAGCGAACAGCAGGAGAUGGAGUUUGAGAUCAAGAUCUGCCUGCGGAAAAUACAUGAGUCUACAGGACUGGAGUUUCCCCAGAAUAGAUAUUUUGAUAAGGUAUGCUGACUGUGAAGACAGUGACAUUGAUUCACUGGUAAACAUUCCUUUUGGCAUUAGAUUCCAUUUUCACUAAAUCACAUUUUUGUAGUUAAAUGGAGACAAUAACAGUACAAUGUAUAAUGUUUCAAACAAAGUUUACUGACUUUUUUGG